AAAUAACUGAACGGGAAAUCCCGGUAUUAUCUAAAGAGUUGACGUCACGUUCCAAGGGACAGAACUGUCGCUGUUCACAUUUAUCUCGCUAGAACUCUUUAAGAUGGCCGUAUCGAUUCCUAUAAAGGAGCAAUUAGCUCAACUGUUGAAUAAUCUGGAGGAGAUGAAUAGUUUGUUGAAAAAUAAUUUAAGUGACUUUGAUCAGCAGGUAAAACAAGCAACACUUGAAUGGUUGGACAAUCCCCCAGAUGCGAAAAUAGAUUUUAAAGAAGUGGUUGCUAUGGUAACAACAGUAAAUACUGCCCUACUUGAACUUAAACAAACGAUUUCUGUUUCCUGCACCAAGUAUCAAACAAUGGCUGCUGCAGAUAAGACAACACAAGAGAAUAAAAGUGUUGACUCUGUACACGAUGUAAAUUAUUCUGAUCUUUCUAUGUCAGUUGCAGCUGAUUUAAGUAACAAACUAGAACAGAGAGUAGAACGUCUUGAAACAGCGCUAACUUCUAUGCAAAGUAGGAAUAAAAAAACUGAAGCUGACGUGACCGAAAUUAAGCAAUGGUGGGACACUUAUAAAACAGAAGAAAGUAAUGUGAAGGAACACAUAGAACAAUUGGCUAUAAAACAAAAACAUAAUGCUAAGCAAUUCCGAAAGCAAAUUAACGAACAGAAACAUAUAACGGAUAAGAUGAAUGAAGAAAUGAAACAAUUGAAUGAAAUAAAACAAUGGAGGAAAACACUUAUAUCAGAACAUAACACUAUGGCGAAAAAACUGGAAGAAUUAUCUAAGACACUAACAGAUAAUAAAGAAAAGACUAAAGAGCAAAUACAAGAUUCCCAAACCAGAAUAAAUGAGUUGAAUACAGAAAUUACGACCCUCAAAGAAAAAGAAUCAAAUACAAGCCAAGCUCUAGAAAGAACGAAUACAGAGAUGAACAAGUUUGACAUGAUAUUGAACAAAAUAAAUGAAGAAUUAGAAAACCAAACUACUAAGACAGAGAAAUUUCAAAAAGAAAUUAAAAGUCAUUCCGAUGUUAUUUCUCACUUAAGGGAAGACGGAAAUAAAAACAAAAAUACGGAAAUCAAAGUAGAAAAGUUAAUGUCAAUGCUUAGCGUCCCAUCCAAGAUCUUACAACAAAGAUUGAUGCCUGUUGAAAAUUUAAUUCAAUCUUUUAAUCAAAACUUGGCAAAUAGGGAGAAGUGCAAACAAAAGUUUGCAGCCUUAGAAAAUGAUGUUUCAAAAUUGUCAAAUGAUGUAGAUUCCAUUAGACAAGAAAUGAAAACCCACUCAACUCUACAAGAUGAAGGGACGAAAAAGCUGGCCAAAACUACAGAUAUGUUAGUAGCUUUAACUACAAAGGUUGAAACUCGCGAAAGUGAUGUUUUAACUCUGUUGAAAGAUUUCAAGACAAUUGAGACCCGGGUAUGUCAGCCUUACAUCUGUCAAAUUAACCUGGAAAACGACACAGCAGUAACUACUGGAUCAACUCUGUCUACAUUCUAUUACGUGGGCGAAUCUAACGGCAACCAUUUUAAUAGAACCACAGGGAAACUUGUGGUACCAGAUGAUGGUACAUAUCUUGUGAUUGUAACGCUGCAGGAAUGUGAGGAUAAACUGAUUAGAAUUGAUUUGUACAGGGAUGACGCAUUGUGUAAGGAAAUUCUUGUCAAAUCAGCCAACACAUCUGCCGCUGGAUCAACUGUUGUAGACGUGAAGAAAGGCCAAGAACUUUACUUUAAAGUGGUCCAAGUUGAUGAUGGAGCCAAGCUACAAGGAGGAAGUGGAUUUACUAUAAUUAGAUUGUAAAUUUAAUCACGCUUAUGAAAUAAGUAGUUUAUCAUUUAUUUCACACCACAUCAUUUUCGAUUGUUUUUAAUUAUCCAAUGUUCUUAUAUUAUAUGCAUGUGCAUAUCGUUUCAAUAGGUAAGUUUCGCUGUUUCUGGCAGUCAUAUAAUAGAGAAAUGUGUGAACAUAGUGAAUUAUAGUCUACACUUCAUUUUUGGAAAACAAAUGGUUUGGUUUUUUUCGGUUGCAUUUUAAAAUACAUACAAUUAACCAUACAAAGAGUUUUUUAUGAGUGUUCUAACAUAAAUUAAUGUUAAGGCAAUAUAACGUAGCUAUGCUUCGCAGGCUAUUUUGAAAUGAACAUAUAUGCUACAUCGUAAAAUAUUAUGUCUUGUCAAUUCAGUACGUUGAUGUAACAUAUGUUUGUCGCAUAUAGCUUGCAGCAUCACUUUCUGUCAUGGUUUAGUCAUGUCAAGAUUUAAAGAUGUACAUGAAUUUACGGUCAAAACUGUAAUCGAACAACAAGAUAGUUUAUUUAAGUAUACGAGAAAGUAAAAAUUGUCCAAUUAAUGCAAUUGGAAAAUAUUGUUUUUUUUUAAUAGACUAGUUUUUAAUAAGUUUCAGUAGUUUUUUUACAAGCUAUAGAACGUUUAGGAUUUGGGUUAGUACAAAAGUAAUACAUUAAUAUGUGUAGUGAUAAACGCAUACAUAAGUUGCAGAAAGGUUAUUUUAAUACGUACUAAUACUAAGAAAAAAUAAAUAAAACAGGAGUGACCUCCCCUAAAAAUUAACGGUAUAUUCGUAUAUUACCUUAUGUCGGAAGGCACUCUGAGUGCAAUCGGGCGUUAGAAAUGUUUUUUAAAAGAAAUUUAAAUAAUUACAGUGUGAUUGUACCAUUAAGGUGCAUUAGCUCAACUAUCUAGUCUGUGAUAAGUUAGAUGUCUAAAGUUUAUCUAUCACUAACUUUAGGUUUGUUAAUGUAAACUUACAUUUGACUGAAUAAAUAAUCCUAAGUUCUGUGCUGUUUUGCACUUGAUUUAUUCACUCUAUUUCCAAUA
Messenger RNA from Physella acuta, 2841 nucleotides. RefSeq names its product early endosome antigen 1. Gene Ontology annotation, molecular function: protein binding. The record is from RefSeq and is a predicted model, not a curated record. NCBI's taxonomy places the organism in Eukaryota, Metazoa, Mollusca, Gastropoda, Physidae.